AUGAAGUCACUGCAAGGUAUCCAGACUGACAGCGUCCUCUCAGCCAGACUGCAGAUCAUCAGGAUCUACAUCAGAGAAGACGGACGACUGGUGAUUGAGUUCAAAACUCAUGCAAAAUUCAGAGGUCAGUUUGUCCUUGAACACCACACUCUGCCGGGCCACAAGUCCCACCUGAUGGCGCCCGACCACCUCGGAGGCAUCGAGUUUGACAUACAGCUGCUGUGGAGCGCUCAAACCUUUGACUCACCAUACCAGCUGUGGAGAGCCACCAGCUCCUACAGCAGGUCAGAAGGACUAUUCUGGGGAGUACACAGUCUUCUUGAUCCCCUGCACUGUCCAGCCCACUCAGCCUGGAUCGACCCCGGUGACAAACCUCUGUCCUGCACGGCUCACGCUCCAGAGAAGUUUCUGGUGCCGAUCGCCUUCCAGCAGACCAACCGGCCUGUUCCUGUGGUUUACUCCCUCAACACGGAGUUCCAGUUGUGUAACAAUGAGAAGGUGUUCAUGAUGGACCCGGCUACCGCUGAUGUGUCUAUGGCUGAGAUGGACUACAAGGGAGCAUUCUCCAUGGGUCAAACUCUGUAUGGCAGAGUAUUGUGGAACCCUGAGCAGAACCUGAACGCAGCCUACAAACUGCAGCUGGAGAAGGUUUACCUCUGCACUGGCAGGGACGGAUAUGUUCCCUUCUUUGACCCCACAGGAACGCUGUACAACGAGGGGCCACAGUACGGCUGCAUCCAGCCCAACAAGCACCUGAAGCAUCGCUUCCUACUGCUGGAUCGUAAACAGCCAGACGUUUGUGACAAAUUUUUCCAUGAUGUUCCCUUCGAGGCUCACUUAGCGUCAGAUAUCCCAGAGCUGCAGUCCAUGACAGCCAUGCCGGGCGUCGACGGCUUUACAAUGAAGGUUGAUGCUCUCUACAAGGUGGAGGCGGGGCACCAGUGGUACCUGCAGGUGAUUUAUGUGAUCAGCCCGGAGUCGCGGUCCAGCCCCAGGAUUCAGCGCUCGUUGACCUAUGAGCUGAGCCGCUCCAAGCGCGACCUGGUUGAUCGCAGCGGGCGUCUGACGCUGGACGAGUCGCUGAUCUACGACAAUGAGGGCGACCAGGUGAAGAACGGCACCAACAUGAAGUCGCUCUACCUGGAGGCCGGGCCCACAGCAACCUUCAACGCCCACAUGGGCAGCACGGUGGGCGGGGGAGUGGCAGCCGUCACCCUGCUGGUCCUGGUCCUGCUGGCCUCCUGCUUCCUGUUCCGCCGCUGCCGACAGUCGGGCAAGAAGAAGAGCAAGAAAGCUCAGAAAGUGUACGAGGAGUAUCCGCUCAACACCAAGGUGGAAGUGUGCAUGGACAAGUGUGUGGAGAAGAACUUCAGCAGCAAACACUGCACAGUGAGGAACAUCAACAUCCUCAACCGCAACCAGGAGCCCAACGGCAAGGCCAAGGUCAAACAGGUCAACCUGGAGGUCAAACUCCACAACAACCUCAACGAUGGCACUGAGGUCUGAAACACUGACGAGGAAGGAAA
Messenger RNA from Micropterus salmoides (largemouth bass), 1526 nucleotides. RefSeq names its product extracellular matrix protein FRAS1-like. Lineage: Eukaryota; Metazoa; Chordata; Actinopteri; Centrarchiformes; Centrarchidae. The record is from RefSeq and is a predicted model, not a curated record. Bases 1 to 1506 code for a protein of 501 amino acids. The transcript is spliced from 8 exons.